AUGGUUAUAAUUUCACUUAAAAACUUUAUAGAUUCAAACUACACUCAAAACCUAUUUACAAUUUCCCAAAUACAAACUUUUACAAUUGGUGUACUACUUCAAAAUAUUUCGAAAUCUCUAAAUGGCAAUAAUAAUAAUAAAAAAACUAAUCAAAAGAUAAUUAGCAACAAUAACAAUAAAGAGUUUUGGGAAAAAGAAAUUAAAUUAAACAACACAGUCAAAAAUUUGGCAAAUACUUCGAUAGAUUUUAACAAUCUUUUAGCAAACGACUUAAAUGUCCUUUUAACUGGUACAUCAGGUUAUUUAGGUGUUUAUUUGUUAUCGAAUUUAUUAAAAAGAUCAAAUUGCUCAAAAAUCUAUUGUUUAGUUAGAAAUAAAAAAUCAAAUAAUGAAGCAUUAGAAACAAUUAUAAACAACUUAAAAUAUCAUAGAUUAUACGAACAAAUAACAGCAAAUGAAUUUAAAAAGAUUGAAAUUAUUUUAGGUGAUAUUUCCAUUCAGCAAUUUGGCCUUCAAGAUGGACAAUAUAAUAAUAUAGCUUCAAAUAUCAAUUUAAUAAUAAAUUGUGGUGCCAAUACCAAUUUAAUAUCUCCAUAUUCAGAAUGUAAACCAAUUAACGUUGCAUCAACAUAUGAAAUGCUUAAAUUUGCAAACCACAAUGAAAAACUAAUUAAACCAAUUGUUCACAUUUCAUCAUUUUCAAUAUUCACAAAUAUUCAAAGAGAAGAAUUUGAAGACUCAUUCAUACCAUCAGUCGACCAAAUUGAACAAAGUGAAAACGGUUAUGGUCAAUCUAAAAUCGUUUCAGAAUAUUUAGUCAGAGAAGCUUCAAACAGAGGAAUACCAUCAAUUGUAUUAAGAUUACCAUUUAUAUUUGCAAAUCCAUACACUGGUAUCGGAAAUAAAAAUGACUUUGUACAACUAUUUAUUCAACAAUGCUACAAAUUUAAAAUAUAUCCAGAUCAAUUUAUAAAUCUUACCAAUUUAGCACCUAUAACCUGGAUAUCAGAUAAUGUAUGCAAAAUAUUAUUAAAUGCAAACUGUUGGGAAAACAACUCAUCCAAAUCGUACAACUUAAUCAGUGACACAUUCAAAAUCAGUGAUGUAUUAGAACAACUUUCAAAAGAAUUUAAUUUACAAAAACUUGACUAUAAUGAUUGGAAAUCAAGAUUAAUUGAAUCAAAGAAUGAAUCAUGUAAUAAAAUAUUAAUUUUAGACCCACACAAAUCCCUUUUCACAUCAAAUCUAAAAGCAACCCGUUCAACAAUCAAAUUAUUAGAAUCAAUGAAUUCAAACUACAAUGAUUCAUUUGUGACAAUCAAUAUGAUAAAAAAACAUAUUGACUUUCAUUUCAAAUAA
Messenger RNA from Dictyostelium purpureum, 1359 nucleotides. RefSeq lists its product as uncharacterized. The transcript has a single exon. Lineage: Eukaryota; Evosea; Eumycetozoa; Dictyosteliales; Dictyosteliaceae. The record is from RefSeq and is a predicted model, not a curated record. Bases 1 to 1359 code for a protein of 452 amino acids.